AUGUCGGAUGAUAAAAUGAAACGCUUACGUGCUCCUAAUAUAACCGAGGAAGAGAAAGCCAUUAUCCUAUAUUGUAUUUUUAAAGAAAAACAUAUAGAUGAGUGUAAAAAAACCGAUAAAUUCAAUAACAAAGAAAAAAAUGAUGCGUGGGAAAGAAUUACUUUGAGUUUUAAUUCAAACCAAAGUGUAAAUAAGAGAGAUACUAAAUGUCUACGUCGGUUUUGGGAAGGUGAAAAGAGUAAAAGUAGGCAAGGGUUUGUAAUUGAAAGGCAAGCACGUAUGUUGACUGGCGGUGGCCCUGAAACGACUUCAUACUUAGACAUCACCCCUGAAGUCAAUGAAAUAAUUCAAACACGCAUAGAUCCUCAAAUUUAUGAGAUCCAAAAUAUUUAUGAUGGUGAUGGAAUUGAAUUCACAACUGAAGAACUAUCACCAUUGAAUGAUUCAGUUGUUUAUUUAUCAGAAAGCCAUAUAAAUGAUAAUCCAGGUGAAUAA
Molecule: messenger RNA, 495 nt
Organism: Aphis gossypii (cotton aphid)
Lineage: Eukaryota; Metazoa; Arthropoda; Insecta; Hemiptera; Aphididae
Product: myb/SANT-like DNA-binding domain-containing protein 3
Exons: 2
Coding region: 1-495 (164 amino acids)
Source: RefSeq, a predicted model, not a curated record